This is a messenger RNA of Blepharisma stoltei, 1716 nucleotides long. NCBI's taxonomy places the organism in Eukaryota, Ciliophora, Heterotrichea, Heterotrichida, Blepharismidae. The record is from the annotation of a GenBank genome assembly.
AUGACUACAGAAAGAAGGAAAAGUCAAACUAUUAUUUCUCCUAGGGCAAUUCUGCAUAACCCUCCUCAUAAACGAACACAAAAAGAUAUAGAGAUUCUGAUGAAAGCGACCUCAGGGAUUAAAUUUUUUCAAGAAAUAACAGAAAGAGAACAAUCAAAUAAAGUCCAUUUAGCUUGCUGCAAAGUCCUUACAUAUGCAGAAUAUGAGGCUGAUGAGUAUAUUUUUAGAAAAGGAGACCCUGGAGAUUGUUUGUACUUUAUUUUGAAAGGCCAAGUUAGAAUUUUACUUCCAAAAGAUAGGAAAAAGCCUGUUAGGAACGAAAGUGAGAAAAAAUUGAUUGAUGCGCAAAGAAAAAGCGUGCUUGAUAAUCCGAGAAGAAGCCAGCUUGAUAUACCAAGAAAGAGCCAACUAGACAUAAUUCCAUUUAGGCCUAGGGCUGUAACUACAAGGAAUAUCAAUAAAGAGCCUAAUUCUCCUGUAACCCCAAAUAAAAUAAAAGACAGAAAGGAUAGUAUUGAUAUAUUGAAUGUGGUAUCGACUGAAGAAAGUGAGGUAGAUGAUGGGCUUAUAGAAAUUGCGAGGAUUGGAGCUGGGCAGUCGUUUGGAGAAAUGGCUUUAAUUAAUGAUAAACCUAGAAACGCCACAGUCCAAUGUUUAGAAAAAACAGUUUUAGCUAAACUUAGUAAAGAAGAUUAUCAGAUAGCUGGUUCAGUACACGAAAAAACAAUGAACGAAAAAAUUGAUUUAUUGCGAUCUUUGCCUCAGUUCGCCAACUGGACCAAAGUUUCUCUAUUUAAGCUCUGCUAUUACUUCAGGACUAUCAAUUUCAAACGUGGGCAAGUAGUUUACAAAGAAGAUGGCCCUGUAAACGAAGUUUACAUAAUAAAAGAAGGUGAGUUUAAAUACACAAAAAAAUACCAACUGCCUUUAUCUAAUGCUUUUAACCCUUAUGAUCUUCCUAUAAGUUCAUCAAGAUCUAACAAUUCUUUUAAUAAGCUUAGAAAGCAAAAUCACUUAUUCAGAACCAAAGAACUUCAAAUUGUAAUAAAACAAAAAGGACAAAUGUUUGGAUUUGAAGAAAUUCUCCAGCAUAAAAAUACAAGGGAAUAUACUUGUACAUGCAUUUCAAAUGAUGGAGAAUUAUUCGUCAUUUCUGAAAAAGAUUUCAGUAAGAGGGUCGCGCACCCAGAAACAAUGAAAUAUUUGGAGGAAAGCAAUGAGAUAUUUAAGACAUGGGCUGAUAGAAGAAUUGAUGAGCUGCAUGACCUGGAAGGGUUCAAAGAUGGAAUGGCUUUUACUCCGAAUAAUAAAAUAAGGCCUGAUUCUGAGUCUCCAAAGCGAAGCUAUACACCAAGGGUGGCUUAUAAGCCCUAUGAAGUAUACAUCUCUCCUGCUAAACCUCUGCCAAAAAUUUUUUACCAGAGAUCUCCAAAGCCAGCUGCUGAUAUUUCAUUUGAUUCUCCGCUUAAGUAUCAUAAAAAGAAUUUGGACUAUGAUCCAGGAGAUAGCUCAUACUACACUAUGUUCGAAACUGAGGUCCCAGAAGACAUUUCUAUCAGUCCUUACAAAACUCCAAACAAUAAAUUCAGAAGCACAUACAUGGCUGACGACCAAUCCAUUACAAAAUCUUUUCAUAAACCAAUAAGGCUACUUCCUGCAACAAGAUCGAGAAAACGGAAGCAGGACGAGAAUAUUGCAAAUAAAUCCUUUAUGUAA